Molecule: messenger RNA, 419 nt
Organism: Bubalus bubalis (water buffalo)
Lineage: Eukaryota; Metazoa; Chordata; Mammalia; Artiodactyla; Bovidae
Product: major allergen I polypeptide chain 1-like
Exons: 3
Coding region: 18-299 (93 amino acids)
Cellular component (GO): extracellular region
Molecular function (GO): steroid binding
Source: RefSeq, a predicted model, not a curated record
CACCUGCCACCGGCACCAUGACGCGGGCUGGAGCUCUCCUGCUGCUCUGCGCUGCCUUGCUCCUCAUUGUGGGUGUUAAGUGUGAUGACAUCUGCCCAGCCUUGAGGGACACUGUUGACCUGUUCAUAUCGGGAAGCCAUGAGGCCUAUAUUGAACAAGUUGAAAAGUAUAACCAAAACUCUGAUGUACUGGAAACCGCUGAUACCCUGAAGAGCUGUGUUGAUGAGAAGUUGACACCGGAGGAUAAACAGGAUGCUCUCAGUGCUCUGAAUAAGAUAUACUCAAGUUCUCUCUGCUGAUGGAACUGUCCCUGCCAGGAACCCAAGGAAGCCUCUUGCCUGAUCCCUAAGUCAUGUCAGCAACCUGCCACAUCCAGGUGUCUAUUAAAGGAUUCCAGCAAUAAAAAGCCUUGCAAUUCA